Molecule: messenger RNA, 2058 nt
Organism: Fusarium sp. VM40
Lineage: Eukaryota; Fungi; Ascomycota; Sordariomycetes; Hypocreales; Nectriaceae
Source: the annotation of a GenBank genome assembly
AUGAGCACCAUCUCUUCAUUUUCAGUUCGAGACGAAGCAGCUGGCAAGGUCAUCGUGGGGCCUUCGCCAAGUACCAAUGGAACGGGAUCCGACCCGUAUUCUAACCAGGGAGCUCCAAGCCAGUUCCAUACAAACGAAGUCGAAGACGACUCGUCAAUCGCAGACCUGUCCGAUUUGGGUGAACUCUUCCCCGAAGACGUCACCAUUCACCUGGACGAGUUGUCUAGUGACGAUUUCUCUUCUGACGACGAGGGAGAAGAAGACGAAACGAACGAUCUGGAGCUAGGUGAAGACGAACCUGGCUCAUCGAGGCCAACUAAACGACAGAAGACUGAGUCUAUCGAGACUGCCGAGGCGUGGAUCCAGAGAUUCAACGAAGAACACCCUGUUCCUGAUACCGAUCCAGACUUGCAGCGAUUCCAGGAACUCAUCGGUAUUAUAAUCAGACGAAUUUGCCAACAUGCUCGAUCAGGAGACAUCACCAAUUGGUUCAAGUUGCCAGCGAAAGAGCGAGAGAUGACUCGUUCAUUCAGAAAUAUACUAAUCAGGAUCGAUCCUGAUUACCUAGUCGAGGCAAUUCUUUCCCAUAUCCCUCGAAAAACACAGCAGAUAUUUGGAAAGCCGAACCUACAUCCAUUCGAUCUCUUAAGCUUGCCAGAGUUUCCAAUUCGGUGUCCUUACCGCAUUACCUAUUUCGAUAUACCUGUACGAGUAGGAGAUGCGAACAUUGUUUUACAGAGUUCAAAAACUGUUGGUGUCCGAGCUGCACCAGUCAAGGCUUCUUCGACAUAUGAUCCCGCAAUGGACACGGACGUAUAUCUUGGUUCGAGUGUGGAUAAGCGUGGCGGAUUUGCCCGUCUGCGACACCAUGAGCUUCAGUCCAACAAAACCGAUGGGGAAACGAGUAUGCAUUACAAUUUUACUCGUCAAGAAGAUGUCGUCCCGCAUUUUCGAGUCGCUGGUCUUUGGGAUAACCCGUCUACCCUGGGUGAAGAUCAACAGGAUACCUUGAGAUGGAUGCCCGUAUUUCUAGAAGGCCUCUUGAUGGUUUACUUUGGAACAUACCAUACAGCUGCAAGACCUGUUAGUGACAGACAAGGUCUCUUCUCAGAUGCAUCGUACGAAGUAGUUAGGGAACUUCGCAUGGACCUACCACUCCCUGAUUUCCAUGCACACACCCUGAACCGUGCAUGGCCACUCAAGCAAGAAAAGAAAGAAGAAAGAAGAGAGUACCACCAGAAGAGAUGGCAUGAGCUCUCAGAAGAACAGAGAGAAGAAAUGAGAGAGAACCGCCGGAAGAGACGGCAAAACCUCUCAGAAGAACAGAGAGAAGAAAUGAGAGAGUACCACCGGAAGAGACGGCAGAUCCGCCGACAAAAAGAAAUUGCCGCAAGGGAGAGAGCCGCCGAUGAGAAGGCCGCCGAAGAGAAGGCCGCCGAAGAGAAGGCAGAAGAAGAGUUAUACGUUGAACUGGAACGUAUACGCAAUUUGGGAGACUUUGCAAUAGAGGAGAUUGAUGCAAUCUUGGAAAAAGGGGGCGACAAGAACCCCAACUAUAUUGAUCCAAGUCGUUUGGGUCCUGUGAAGAAUACCGCGAACCAACAAGUGGACAAAAGCCAUAUGGGAGGUUCCAAGAACCCCAUAUAUGUAGGUUCUGAUGAUGAAGACAUGGCAAGUCAGAGACCACGGAAGCCUAUAGAAGAAGAGGGGUCUCGAGCAACCGAAAGACUCAGAGAACUUCUGGAGGAAGCACGUCGAAAAGCGCAGAGCACUAAUGAACUGCUCGAGAAGGAUCGGAUGUUUGAUAUGCGACAUCGAAACGAUCAGGAUCGGAUGUUUGAUAUACGACAUCGAAACGAUCAGGAUCGGAUGUUUGAUAUGCGACAUCGAAACGAUCAGGAUCGGAUGCUUGAUAUGCGGUAUCUGGUACACUUACCAGUGGAGGAGGGCGAGGAGGGCGAGGAGGGCGAGGAGGGCGAGGAGGGCGAGGAGGGCGAGGAGGGCGAGGAGGGCGAGGAGGGCGAGGAGGGCGAGGAGGGCGAGGGAUCGGAUACUUGA